Messenger RNA from Acanthamoeba castellanii str. Neff, 2130 nucleotides. RefSeq names its product ABC transporter, ATPbinding domain containing protein. Lineage: Eukaryota; Discosea; Longamoebia; Acanthamoebidae. The record is from RefSeq and is a predicted model, not a curated record. Bases 1 to 2130 code for a protein of 709 amino acids. The transcript is spliced from 8 exons. Gene Ontology annotation, cellular component: membrane. Gene Ontology annotation, molecular function: ABC-type transporter activity; ATP binding; ATP hydrolysis activity.
AUGGCCAGCCUGGGCAAUCGUGACAUCAGGGGCGAAGACCAGACGAACGAAGUCGAUGAACAGAGGGAGCGAGCCCGCGAUGAAGGCGUAGGAGGAGGCGGAGAGGAGGAGGAGAUGGACGAGCUCGGCGGCGGGCGGGAGCCGGACCGGCGCGGACGCGAGAUCGACCUCGAGGCCGACGGCGACUCCGACCACGGGAAGGAGCUGCUGCAGGCCGAAGAGCUGUUCGGCGUGGACGAGGAGCACCUGGGCGACAUCGUCAGCAAGUACGCCAAGAUCCACCAGCCGGUGCCGUUCUCGUCGCAGACGCCCAAGUGGCGGCUCAACCUGGAGUGGCACAACAUCAACUACAAGGUGGUGAUCCCGCUGCCGCCCAAGAGCUUCAUCGCGCGGAUGCUGCUGAAGCUGCCCAUCCCGGCCAGCAUCACCAACCGGUUCAAGAAGAAGCGGGAGAUUCCCAUUCUCAACAACGUGUCGGGGCACGUGCACGCCGGCCAGGUCGUCGCCAUCAUGGGUCCCACCGGCUCGGGCAAGACGACGCUGCUGAACGUGCUGGCGCAGCGCAUCAAGUCGAACGUGACGGGCGAGGUGCUGGUCAACGGCGAGGUGGUCAAGGGCCGCCGGUUCAAGCGCCGGAUGGCCUACGUGCUGCAGGACGACAUCUUCUUCCCCAAGAUCACCGUGCGCAACACCGUGCGCGACGCGGCCUAUCUCAAGCUGCCCAAGAAGAUGUCGUGGAAGGAGAAACGGGAGAAGGUCGAAGACGUGAUCACUGAGAUGGGUCUCCAGCGGUGCUCUAACACAAUCGUCGGCGGCGCCUGGGUGAGAGGCGUGUCGGGCGGUGAGCGAAAGCGAACAAACAUUGCGACGGAGAUUGUGAGCAACCCGUCGCUGAUCUUCCUGGACGAGCCCACGUCGGGCCUCGACGCCGCGACGUCGCUCGGGCUCAUCGUGUCGCUCAAGACGCUGGCCAAGAGCGGCCACACGGUGGUGACCACCAUCCACCAGCCGUCGUCGGCCAUGUUCAUGAUGUUCGACAAGGUGCUCCUCAUGGCCGAGGGCGGCUGGGUCGUCUACUCGGGCAGCGCACGCGAGAUCAUGAACUACUUCAACUCCCUCGGCCUCUACGCCCCUUCGACCUACAACCCCGCUGAUUUCGCACUGGAGGUUGUGAGUUCAAACCAAAAGAUCAAGGACGGGCGGACGGUGCGGCAGCUGCUGAUCGACACCUACGCCGAGAACGAGAAGAAGGACCGGGAGGAGGGACACGGCGGCCACGCCGGCAACAACGGUCAGCAGUCGCUGGAGACCGACAACGCCGAACUCGAGAAGGCCUCGAUCAGGGACAUGAAGAAGGGCAAGAAGUUUCCGACGCCGUUCUACCAGCAGACCUACGUCCUGGCCAAGCGCACCUUCAUCCAGCGACGGGGAGACCUGUUGGGCUGGGACCGCAUCAUCCAAGUCGCCAUUAUCUCCGUCCUCGCCGGCCUACUGUGGAUCAGGCGUGACACCACCGAGGACCAAAUCGCCGACCGAACUGGUUUCUUGUUCUUCAGCACGAUGUUCUGGAUCAUGAACACUUGGUUCAACGCCCUCUACGCCUUCCCUCCCGAGCGAGCAGUGCUAAACAAGGAACGAGCGACAGGGUCGUAUCGACUGUCGGCCUACUUUAUGGGCAAAGUCGUCGCCGAAACGCCGCUCGAACUCGUGCUCCCCAUCGUCUUUGCCUGCAUCACUGGCAUCGGCCUGCUGAUCGGUGCCACGGUGCUCGACGUCAAGAAGGCCCUGACGGCGUCGAUCAUCCUCGUGCUGGGCUCCGUCCUGCUCGGUGGCUUCUUCAUCGCCCAGGAGAACCUGCGCGUGUGGAUUCGGUGGGCGCGCUGGACCUCGUUCAUGAAGUACACCUACGAGCUCAUGCUGCUCAACGAGUUCGACCUGGGCGAUCAGAACUACACGCCCUCGACGCCGUCCACCUUCAGCUCCAACCCGAUCACGGGCAACGACAUCCUCAACCGACUCAACGUAGAGACCGAGAUCUGGGCCGACAUCAUUUUCAUUGUCGGAGUGAUCAUCCUCACGCGUUUCUUGGCCUACCUGUCGCUCCGCUUCCUCAACAAGCCCAAGUCCUAA